CAUGACAUCUGGCAACGAAAAGAGUCGCUGAACCACUUGGAAGGUUAUCAAAAAGAAAGCCUGACUGACAUAGGAAGGACAGAACAGAUCGAUCUCGUCAGCGGCAACAAUACUGCACCUGAUUGUUCAAUAGUGAAACACUUCUUUCCCAAUGUUGCUUCCGAUUCCCUUCGGUGUUUUCGUUCUGGCACAUCUAUCUAUUGCUCAAGAGCCUUCAGAGGGUGGCGACCUUUCCCCGCCAGAUUUACCAACUCCUCAAGCUCACGAGGACACAAGAUGUCGUUGCGUUUGCCCGAAUUUGUCGGUAUUACUUGUCAAUAUCACCCAAAAGGUGGUGCUCCCUCAACGUCAGAUUUAUGUCCAGAGUGGUGUGGUGCCUUCAGAAUGUAGAUGUGACCAGGUGGUGUCCCCCAAAGUGCUGGAGGAUCCCAUGAUAGCAUCCCACGUGAAGCUCCAUCAAAUCAACGAAAAGUUCUGUCCCAGAUGCGUCUGUAAAUCAGAGACACGCAACACCACCGUCAUCAAGAUCGUGGUGAUUUUCAUAAGUUUUGUCAUAGGAGUCCUAUCUCUUUAUAUGGGCUUUUUGUUCUGCUUGGAUCCGUGGAUGAAACGGAACAAGCAGCUUUAUCACAUGCAAACCAACGAGGAGAUCAAUCUCGAUAGCUUCCAUUUGCAGGGUCCAAGUCGCCGAAGGGAUUCCGAUGAUACUUCCACCAGACCAAGGGGACCUGGACAAGAACAAGUCAUGUUGGCUGUACGAUCCAAUCCGGGAUCUGUCCUCCACCGAGUUGGACAUCAGCAAUCGAAAUGGCAAAGAACGGUUCAAGAACAACGGCGCAACAUUUACGAUCGUCGAGCCAUUCUGAACUAAAUGCUCAUUCUUACAAAGAAGAUUCACACACGUUUUAUGAUCGGUGAUUCAUUAAAUACACAUGUAUUUCCAAUGG
Molecule: messenger RNA, 947 nt
Organism: Tigriopus californicus
Lineage: Eukaryota; Metazoa; Arthropoda; Copepoda; Harpacticoida; Harpacticidae
Product: proton-transporting V-type ATPase complex assembly regulator TMEM9-like
Exons: 2
Coding region: 152-871 (239 amino acids)
Cellular component (GO): lysosomal membrane
Source: RefSeq, a predicted model, not a curated record